AUGCCCCCAACGAUGAAGCUCUCGUCACUGCUAGCACUGCCCGCUGGUCUGAUCGCGGCAGUCUACGCAAACGAAUACUCGGAAAACCUCCAUCUCAAACCACUACCUGGCGGAUCACUGUACGCGGGAUUCAACUUCACAGCAUCGACACCACUCGAGGCCUACGAGCGCCAACAUUUUCGAUUCUUUCCUCGUUCUCUAGGCCAAAUUCUACAAUUCACACGUACGGAGGAGCUACAUCUACGAUUCGCAUUGGGCCGCUGGGACGAAAGCAGCUGGGGAAGUCGGCCGCGGAAUGGGAGACGAGAAGGGGGCACGGGAGUAGAGCUAUGGGCAUGGAUCGAGGGUGAUACCAGAUCAGAAGCGGAAGAACGAUGGAGCGGACUGGUUAACAGCUUGAGUGGUCUGUUCUGCGCCAGCUUGAAUUUCAUCGAUCAGACCAAGACGAUACAGCCUCUAUUGAGCUUUGAUCCGGAGGGUACCUUGAGGUCGAACGGCUCAGGACUGCAUCUCAUGCAUGGCGUACUGCCACAUGAGGUUGUGUGUACGGAGAACUUGACGCCAAUCCUCAAGCUGUUACCGUGCAAGGGCAAAGCUGGCGUCUCGAGCUUGCUGGAUGGACACAAGGUCUUUGAUGCGAAUUGGCAGACGAUGGCUAUCGAUGUGAAGCCGGAAUGCAAUGCUCAGGGACGUUGCGAUUUGCGAAUCGAACAGACCGUCGACCUCGUCUUGGACAUUGAACGCAGCAUGAGGCCGCGCGACAAUCCGAUUCCACGCCCGAUCCCAACAGAUCAGCUUCUCUGCGAUGAGAGCAAGGGGUACAACUCUCACGACAGCUGUUACCCAAAAAAGCGUGAAGGAGAAACGGAAUGGUCGAUCAGUCGAAUAUUUGGACGGCCAAUCCAAGGUAGCUGUUCGCCGGGUGAUGGUUCCGUUUCCGAGGUCUACCUGGACGUCCCUACUUCAAGACAGGUCGUCGCUACUUCAAUGGGGACGGAGGAGACUUCGGAUGAAACGGCGCGGCACUAUCGAUUGCGAGACGGCGGAGACCUGGAUCUGACGCUUCCCCAACAGGUCCUCGAGGGAGGGGAAUCGGCUCAGGAAAAGGCACUGCACGCGAGUCGACAAAUCACUGGCUACGGUCAAGAGCGCGGUGGUAUGCACGCCGUCGUUACGAAUCCGCAUCCAUAUGCGCAGCGGAUCGUCUACCUGGAAAGCCUGCCUUGGUUCCUUCGACCGUACAUGCACACCCUGGAGGUACGAGGCGCGAGCAUCGAGAAGAUGUACUACAGCCCCGCCAUCGAUCGGCGGAGAGGGACUCAGCUGGAGUUGGUGCUGGAAAUUCCACCGAUGUCCACGAUCGAAAUAACGUACGACUUUGAGAAAGCCAUCCUAAGAUACACAGAAUAUCCUCCCGAUGCCAACCGCGGCUUCGACAUUGCGCCGGCGGUCAUUAGGGUUUCGUCAAAGGAUGGGCAGGACAGCUACGUGCGGACGACGUCUCUGCUGCUGCAAAUUCCGGUUCCUGACUUUAGCAUGGUUCGUGGUACCCGCCUCUCCUGUGCUCUGUAA
Molecule: messenger RNA, 1572 nt
Organism: Zymoseptoria tritici IPO323
Lineage: Eukaryota; Fungi; Ascomycota; Dothideomycetes; Mycosphaerellales; Mycosphaerellaceae
Exons: 2
Coding region: 1-1572 (523 amino acids)
Biological process (GO): attachment of GPI anchor to protein
Cellular component (GO): GPI-anchor transamidase complex
Source: RefSeq, a predicted model, not a curated record